AUGUGCCAAGGACAGGAAGCCCUGGAGAUGCAGGCUGCGUCAGAGGACACGCUGUGCAUGUGGAGAUCCCGGAAGAUAAGUAGGAUCACAGGAGCGCAGCCCGAGGCCACCAAGAUGGAGCAACCAAAUGAGAUUUAUGGAGAAACUAAACUCUGUUCCAGCCUACUAGUGUCGGUGGUGGCAGCAAAUGUUGGCCGCAUUGGCAAGGUCCAGGCCAUUUUCAGUGCCAUUGUGGAGAUCGUGAAGCCGAAUGGCGAGAAGCCUGACGAGUCCGAGUCGGGCAUCCUCCAGGCCCUCCUAGAGCUGAAGAUGAACUGGGACCUCAAGGCCCAGCUGCGCGAGCUGAACAUCACGGCCACCAAGAAAAUUGAAGGUGGUGGUGGUCGGAAAGCUAUCAUAAUCUUUGUUCCCGUUCCUCAACUGAAAUCUUUCCAGAAAAUCCAGGUCCGGCUAGUGUGUGAGUUGGAGAAGUUCAACAGGAAGCAAGUUGUCUUUAUCGCUCAGAGGAGAAUUCUGCCUAAGCCAACUCGAACAAGCCGUACAAAAAAUAAGCAAAAGCGUCCCAGGAGCUGCACUCUGACAGCCAUGCAUGACGCCAUCCUGGAGGACUUGGUUUUCCCAAGUGAGAUUGUGGCCAAGAGAAUCCGCGUGAAGCUGGAUGGCAGCCGACUCAUAAAGGUUCAUUUGGCUAAAGCACAGCAGAGCAAUGUGGAACACAAGGUUGAAAUAUUUUCUGGUGUCUAUAAGAAGCUCACGGGCAAGGAUGUUAAUUUUGAAUUCCCAGAGUUUCAGUCAUAA
Physeter macrocephalus (sperm whale) is the source of this 798-nucleotide messenger RNA. Its product is annotated as 40S ribosomal protein S7-like. The record is from RefSeq and is a predicted model, not a curated record. Bases 1 to 798 code for a protein of 265 amino acids. Gene Ontology annotation, molecular function: structural constituent of ribosome. The transcript is spliced from 2 exons. NCBI's taxonomy places the organism in Eukaryota, Metazoa, Chordata, Mammalia, Artiodactyla, Physeteridae. Gene Ontology annotation, biological process: translation; ribosomal small subunit biogenesis; rRNA processing. Gene Ontology annotation, cellular component: 90S preribosome; cytosolic small ribosomal subunit; small-subunit processome.